This is a messenger RNA of Coffea eugenioides, 3139 nucleotides long. Its product is annotated as glycosyltransferase family protein 64 protein C5. NCBI's taxonomy places the organism in Eukaryota, Viridiplantae, Streptophyta, Magnoliopsida, Gentianales, Rubiaceae. Gene Ontology annotation, molecular function: glycosyltransferase activity. Bases 478 to 2820 code for a protein of 780 amino acids. The record is from RefSeq and is a predicted model, not a curated record. Gene Ontology annotation, cellular component: membrane. The transcript is spliced from 4 exons.
GUACAGCUUCUCUGUUUUCUCUUCGUAACGUUCUGUUCUGUCUCGGACAAACAGUCCAAAGAAACCAAACACAGCCCCCGCUUCUUCCUCCUGCCACCUUUUCCUUCCCCACCGCACCACUUUCUUCAACUCCCUUUCCCAGUUUUCCAAAUUAAAUAAAACGUAUACCCAAAUUCGAAUUCAAGGGCUCACACCGGGACUGAUAUCCACUGGCAGAAAAGAUAGAACCCAGUUGUCAUUUCUUUUUGUUUUUUUUGCUGAAAAUCACAACAAUAACAGCUAGUUGAGAUUUUCUUGCCUUCUUAAAUAUUUUCUUGAUUGAAAAAAUUGAUAAUGUCAGUUGACAUGCAAAGCUACCCAGCAGCGGCCGUGAUGAGAUCUUAGCCGGGAGUGCCAGCCGCUUGAGAGUUGACUUUUGACUUUUCAUUUUAACAAGGGACUGUUUUUCUGUUUCUUUUUUCUUUUCUCUGUAUUGAGAUGGGGUCCAGCCCAAUUGUGGUGUCGGGGUCAGGCGGCGGCGGAUGGUGGUGGUGGUGCAAGUGGCAGAGAUUUUACGGCAACAAUAGCAGUAGCAAGCAUAAUAGUAGCACUAGUAACACUCUUUUGAGUACCAGUAGUAAUAACAGCGGGAAUAACGAGUCGUGUGUGUUGUCAUGGAGUUUUGGGUAUUUUUUGUUUGCAUUUCUGAUGCUGGGUUGGAUUGCGAGCCUCUACGGGAGGUUGAUGCUGACCCCAAAUGUCCGUACUACUCUCUCCACUUUAGGCUGUCAAGAGGACGGUGAAGGUUCAUGGUCUAUCGGUGUGUUUUACGGUGACUCGCCUUUUUCCCUCAAACCCAUCGAAGAUAUGAAUAUAUGGAGGGAUAAGAGUGCAGCAUGGCCGGUUGCAAACCCGGUGGUUACUUGUGCAUCAGCUUCUGAGGCUGGAUUCCCCAGUAACUUUGUGGCCGAUCCAUUUCUUUAUGUUCAGGGGGAUGUGCUUUACCUGUUUUUCGAAACAAAGAACUCAAUCACCAUGCAAGGAGACAUCGGAGUUGCAAGAAGUGUUGAUAAGGGAGCUACGUGGCAGCAGUUGGGCAUCGCCUUGGAUGAAGAUUGGCAUCUCUCUUAUCCCUAUGUCUUUGACUACAAUGGCCAUAUAUAUAUGAUGCCUGAGGGAAGUGCAAAUGGGGAUCUGCGGCUUUAUCGAGCUGUGAACUUUCCAGUGGAAUGGACAUUUGACAAGGUCAUUAUGAAAAAGCCUAUGGUUGAUUCCUUUAUCAUUCCUCAUGGUGGAAAGUACUGGCUGUUUGGUUCAGACCACAGUGGUAUUGGGACCAAGAAGAAUGGACAGCUGGAGAUUUGGUACAGUACUUCUCCUCUUGGUCCUUGGAGACCACACAAAAAGAACCCUAUAUAUAACACAGACAAGAGCAUGGGAGCUCGAAAUGGAGGCAGGCCCUUUGUACAUGAUGGAAACCUUUAUCGAAUUGGUCAAGACUGUGGUGAAACAUACGGGCGGCGAAUUCGUGUCUUUAGAGUGGAAAUUCUCACUACAGAUGAGUUCAAAGAAGUUGAGGUCUCUUUGGGCACUGAAGAACCAACCAAGGGACGAAAUGCCUGGAAUGGCCUCCGCAACCAUCAUCUUGAUGUUCAGCAGCUAAGUUCUGGGGAGUGGGUUGGGGUGCUGGAUGGGGACAGAGUGCCCUCUGGAGAUACAAAUCGCAGGUUUGUUCUAGGCUGUGCCUCAGUCAUGGCUGUUGCUGCACUUGUUAUAUUGGUUGGAUUGCUUCUAGGGGCUGUGAAAUGCCUAGUACCCCUAAGUUGGUGCCCUCACAAUAUGGGGAAGAGAAGCGAUGCUCUCUUGUCGUGGGAGAAGCCGAAUCUGUUAUCCUCCAAACUGAGACUGUUUUGCAGCCGUUUAAACAGAGCGAGCUCAAUUCUUCGUGCCAAAGUAAAUCUGAAUACUUGUACCGGGAGAUUGGUUAUAAUAUUGACAAUCAUGGCAUCAAUGGCCCUAAUGUGCCUGGGGGUUGGAUACAUAUAUGGAGGCAGUGGUGCACAGGAGCCUUACCCGUUAAAUGAUCAUUAUUCUCAAUUUACUUUAUUAACAAUGACCUAUGAUGCUCGCCUCUGGAAUUUGAAAAUGUACAUAAAGCAUUACUCCAGGUGUUCAUCUGUGCGUGAAAUUGUGGUGGUCUGGAACAAAGGCAAACGUCCAGAAUUGAGUGAAUUUGACUCGGCAGUACCAGUAAGGAUAAGAGAGGAGGAAGAGAACUCGUUAAAUAAUCGAUUCAAGAUGGAUCCAAAAAUAAAAACUCGAGCUGUACUGGAACUUGACGAUGACAUUAUGAUGACUUGUGAUGAUAUAGAACGGGGUUUCAAGGUAUGGCGUGAGCAUCCUGAUAGGAUUGUGGGGUUCUACCCCCGGCUCGUGAAUGGGAGUCCCCUGAAAUACAGAGCAGAGAAGCAUGCUCGCAGACACAAUGGCUACAAUAUGAUUCUAACUGGGGCAGCUUUCAUGGACGGCCGGAUGGCCUUUGAGAGAUACUGGAGCAAGGAAGCAAUGGCUGGAAGACAGGUGGUUCAGAAGUAUUUUAACUGUGAGGAUGUGUUGCUGAAUUACCUUUAUGCAAAUGCAAGCUCUUCCCAGACAGUCGAGUAUGUAAGACCUGCAUGGGCUAUUGAUACAUCAAAAUUUUCUGGUGUAGCUAUUAGCCGGAAUACGAAUGCUCAUUAUCAUGUUCGAAGCAAUUGCCUGCGAAUAUUUGCAAAGAUGUACGGGAGUUUGACCGACCGCAAGUCAGAAUUUAGCCGGCGGAAGGAUGGUUGGGAUGUAUAGUAGGAAUGAAGUCUAACCAGAGGUGGUGAAAGUUGGUGGGUACAUCUGUUGAUCUUCGUUUCUCUGUGGCAUAAUUUUGUUCUAUACCGACCCUGUAAAACUUCAUUUGCCUCCCAUUGUGAAUCUUGCUUCGAGGGGGGAUUCUGUUAUUAAUAGUUUUGGCAGUCAAUUGUACAUUAGUUGGUGGAUCAAUACUUGUUCAUUUUUUUUUUUGUUUUGUUUUCUUGGGGUGUUUUCUUUAUGCAAAGCUUGGGAUGUAGACAAAGAACACAGGUUUCAUCCUUUACUGUAGCAAAGCCUACUAUCUUUGUGGGGGUGA